This is a messenger RNA of Lycium barbarum (goji berry), 882 nucleotides long. RefSeq lists its product as uncharacterized. The coding region runs from base 1 to 882 and encodes 293 amino acids. Lineage: Eukaryota; Viridiplantae; Streptophyta; Magnoliopsida; Solanales; Solanaceae. The record is from RefSeq and is a predicted model, not a curated record. The transcript has 4 exons.
AUGGAAGAAGAAAGUUUGGGAGAAACUCUCACUGCAGUUCUGAUAAAUUUUGAUGCUUUUGUUAUGGAGGGCUACGUGGAAACUAUACACACGCUUGAGGGUCUAGCUAAGCCUUCUAUAGUCGAGCCUCCAAAGCUUGAGCUUAAGCAGCUCCCAGCACACUUGAGAUAUGAGUUCCUUGGUCCGAACAAGACAUUGUCAGUGAUCAUUUCAGCAUUAUUGACUGAGGAACAGGUUGAGCGUUUGGUGGAGAUUUUGCGCGAGUACACACGUGCUACUGGGUGGACCAUAGCAGACAUUCGGGCUAAAUUUGUGUUCGAUGACAAGUGCCAAAAGGCGUUUGAUGAAUUAAAGGAGCGCCUCACUACUGCUCCUGUGAUUGUUACUCCAGAUUGGUCCUUACCUUUUGAGCUGAUAUGUGAUGCAAGUGGCUUUGCGAUAGGUGUUGUGCUUGGCCAGAGGCACAACAAAAUUAUGCACCUGAUCUACUAUGCUAGUAAGACACUCAAUGUGGCGCAGAUGAACUACACGGUGACCGAGCAAGAACUGGUCGCAGAUCACCUCUCUAGACAUGAAGAAACUGGGGUGUCUGCAGAAGAACUUUACAUAGAAGAUGCAUUUCCAGAUGAGCAAGUUUUGGCGGUGUCUAUGCAAGUGGCACCUUGUUUUGCUGAUUUUGCUAACUACUUGGUGACUGGUGUCAUUCCAGACAAGAUAAAAUCAUAUCAGAAAAAGAAGUUUUUGCGGGAUGUUCGUCAGUACUAUUGGGUUGAACCAUACUUAUUCAAAACUUGCGCUGAUAACAUUAUUCAGCGUUGUGUCCCAGAGAGUUUUGGAAAUUUUGAAGGCUUGCCACGACUCUUCGGUUGGGAGACAUCAUAG